Messenger RNA from Pseudomyrmex gracilis, 2361 nucleotides. RefSeq names its product glutamate receptor ionotropic, delta-2-like. Bases 2 to 2353 code for a protein of 783 amino acids. Gene Ontology annotation, molecular function: ligand-gated monoatomic ion channel activity. NCBI's taxonomy places the organism in Eukaryota, Metazoa, Arthropoda, Insecta, Hymenoptera, Formicidae. Gene Ontology annotation, cellular component: membrane. The transcript is spliced from 9 exons. The record is from RefSeq and is a predicted model, not a curated record.
GAUGCAAUUGAUUGUGGUUCACGCGAGCGCAAAGUCUUGCAUUUUAGCGUCGCCGUUGACGCUGCAAUUGCUGUUAGAGUACGCGGAAUGGCGAUCCUGGGACCAAGUGGUUCUCUUCGACAACGUCACCCCGUUCAAUUGUGCUCUUAGUUACGCCCGGCCGGUGAUUGAGUGCUUCGGUGAAAAAGGCAUCAGUGUUUCUUUGCAAUCGGCGACGAAUCCGAAUUUACCAGACGCUCUCACGAUUCAAAAACACCGUAUCGGAGCGAUUGUGCUUGUGGACGAUCUCAAUGUGACAUCAUCUGAUAACAUUAUUCAAAUGGCUUCCCAGAAAUUUCUGUUCAACUAUUACAUAUCCUGGCUCAUGGUGACCACGAGAAACACCGACUCCACCAUCGACACCGUUCUUCGGGAUUUAAAUAUCGGUAUCGACAGCGACGUAGUUGUUGCUACGUCGCCGUGGCAGAACGACGCUAUCUCUUGGAAAUACGCACAGAAAUACCGGGAGAAAAUAUGUCGGUCUUUCCGGCAAUACGGCGAUCAUUACCAGUUUACGGGACCGCCGGAAGGACGCAACGUCGAAAACGCGACGACUAAUCUGAGCUACGCCGUAGUGGAGAACCGAUCGGUAUCCUUCUACCUGACGCACACGUACAAGAUACGUCACGCCGACAACACGAGUCUCAUCGUGCGAUAUCUCGGCUUCUGGAAUCCGGGAUCUCACACGCUGAAACCGCCGAUCAACGUGAAGUUGAGAAACGAUUUUAACGGUCUUCCCAUCAUUUUUGGCUUCUUGAACGGAACGAGCGACGGACUCGCGGACGUUACCGAGACAGAGGCGACCGAUAUAACACCACUUGUGGACUUUGCCACCAUCGUCACCAGCAGUGUGAACGCCAGAGUCGAAUUGGUGCCGCACGAGAAACUCGGUACGUUAACUAACAAAGUAUGGAGUCACCUUCUCGGUGACGUUGUAACGGGCACCGUUGACAUCGGUUUGGGAUAUAUAACGUCCAACGACGAGGAACGUUGGAAAGAAAUGACUUUCAGCCAUCCUCUGAUACGAUACAUGAGAAAUAUUUAUUAUCAUCCAUUGGAAAUCGGCACAAUGAGAGACAUAUUUCUGCAACCGUUCGACAACCGAUUGCUCGGUUGCGUCGCGGGAACUUACAUCAUUAUGUUGAUAGCUAUGACAACAGUAAUUUACGUAGCCAAACCAGUUCUAAACGACGAGGCUGGUAAACACGUCGGAGUUGGAGAGGCCGCCCUUUGGUGUCUGAGCAUCAUGUGCAUGCAAGGAUCACCCUGGGCGCCUCGCACUCCGUCCGGAAAGACUUUGCUGUUAUUCAGCUUGAUAUUCUCCCUCGUGAUGUACAAUGCUUAUGCCGGUUUCAUCACAUCUAUACUGUCGGUGCAGGCCAGCGGAAUCAAAUCGGUCACCGAUCUUCUUUUUAACAACUUCAAGCUAGGAUACAGUAUCGCCGACGAUACUUGGUUAAGAAACGCGAACGACAGUAGCCUCCGUCAGUUGUACAUAAAGGCGUUCAACAACCGUGAAUCUGGUUUGGAAACCACAACGGGCCUGAUGAAGGCCGUGAACGGCCGUUACGGAUUUUUCGCCAGCGCGACUCUCGCAAGACGAGCCCUCAGAACGACGUUUAUACAGGAGCGAUGCACCUUGAAGGAGCUGGCGCUUCCACAAACACUCACCGUCGUCGCUCUUCCGAUGGCGAAGACCUGUCCUUACAGGAAGAUCAUAAAUCUCAAUAUUCUGCGCUCGUCCGAGUACGGCGUGCUGAACAAGAUUCAGGAGCGAAUGUUGCCGACGAUGCCGCGCUGCGCGUCGUCCGCCGCUUUCCACAGCGCGAGACUCGCCGACGUUUAUUCCGCGUUCUUCCUCCUGGUGGCGGGCAUGAUCACCGCGAUCUCCAUUGGCAUCGUCGAGAGGAUAUGGAACAAGAGGAGGCAGAUGCGCGAGACGAUAAUACGCGGCAUUUGUCAUCACAAUCUGCUACCGCACAUUCACUUUCAUCAUCACCAUCACGUCAACCCUCAGCUUCGUCAUCCCGACGUCAGUGACGGGAUGUCCUCGAGCACCGGAUUGCGCGAUCCCGCUUAUCAUGCUCGCCAGAUGUGGCCGCUCGUUGGUCUGCGGGACCGCGACGCGGUCGUUACCCCGGAAAAAUCGAGAGCGACGGGAUUGGAGUCGCGUUUCCAGGUGAGACGACGAUCCGCGGUAUCCAAGAGAGUGUUCUGGCCCUCGUUCGCGGGCUUGUCCAAGAAGAAGACGAGAACAAACGAGAGAACCACGCCGAGCGCGGAGGCAAACCAAGUCUUCUCGUUUCGCGAGUGAACGCCGAA